This is a messenger RNA of Cricetulus griseus (Chinese hamster), 2601 nucleotides long. NCBI's taxonomy places the organism in Eukaryota, Metazoa, Chordata, Mammalia, Rodentia, Cricetidae. The record is from RefSeq and is a predicted model, not a curated record.
AUGAGCCAUACCAAAAGUAACCGAGAACUGUUCCUACAAUACUCAGCCACAGCCCCCAAACUGCUGGCCCACAUCUCCAAACUCCUCAUUGUCUGCCGAAACGCAGGCAUUCCCAUCCCAAAAGGCAUCAGGAAUAUCUUUGAGUUCACCUGGGAAGAGCUCAUCAGUGACCCUGCAGUGCCUACCCCAUCUGAGAUCCAGGAUCUAGUGAUCUCCUUUGGAGCUCCUUCGGUGGUGCUUGCAGAGGUGAUCCCAGUGCAGGUCCCCAUGCAGACCCAGCCACCCCCACCAACCUUCCAGCGGCAAUCCAUCCACCUGUUGACGGAGAGACUUUCCCUGAAGAUGAAGGCCAUGGUGGAGUCUGCCUCUGCAGGCGCCAAUCCUCUGGACAUCACCAAGCGCUUUGUGGAGGCCAGCCAGCUCCUCCAUCUCAAUGCCAAGGAGAUGGCCUUUGACUGCCUGAUUGGUACUGUUGGAAAAAGCUGCCUUAGUGCAGCACAGCUGGGGAAAGAAUCACCCAUGAACAUUUCUGCCAUGGGAGUAAACACUCCUUACCAGCUGGUCUACCAGACUUCCACAGCCUGUCUGAGCUUCUCCCUCGCUACAGGGAAGGAAUCCAAGAAGAAAGACACUGGAGGCAAAAAGGCUUUUGAUGAGAUCACACCCCCCCUCGCUAGAGUCCGAACCCCUCCUGAAAGCUCCAUCAUCGAGUUCCAGGACCCCUGUCCUGAGGCCCGGGAAAAGCUGCAGGAGAUGUGUCGCCACAUAGAAGCCGAAAGGAUGUUGUGGAAAGGGAGGAAUGCCUCCUGCCCCAUGAUUUUACGAAACUACAGGGCAAAGAUACCCUCUCAUUUAAUGUUGACCUCCAAGGGGGACUCUCACCAUCCUUCCACUACGGGGACUCAGGUUACUGCUUCCACUCCUCACCAGCCUUCCAGUCACCAUGCUCACUCGGGCCGCCAUUCUCAAGAUUUGAAAGGGCCCAAGAAGCCUGCCAAGCUGCAUUACACUUUCUAUGAUGGCUCUUCCUUCAUUUACUAUCCCUCCGGAAACAUCGCCAUGCUUCAGAUUCCUACGUGCUGCAGAGGGAAACCUAUCACCUGCCUCUUUAACGACAUGCCUAACACCGUCCUGGCUCUGUUCACUUCUGAAGGCCAGGGCUGUGUUUACUACAACCUGAAGAACUGCUGUCCAUAUGUCUUGGUUUUGGAUGAAGAAGGUGGAAUCACAAAUGACCAGAAGGGUUACAUAGUCCAUAGGUGGAGCUGGGCUAACAAGACUGAGACAUUGCUCUCUCUGGAAUACAAGGUGAAUGAGCAAAUGAAGUUAACAGUCUUGGGACAGGACUCCAUCACUGUCACCUUCACCUCUAUGAAUGAGACGGUAAUAAUCAGUGUGUCGCCCAAAAGCUGUACCCAUGCCACGGCGCAUGACAAACGGCCAGUUCGCAGAAUCAGUACCAUGGAUGAUAAGAUGUUAAAGAUAAACAGAGCCCUCGCUGAGAUCAAGAAGCGGUUUCAGAAGGCUGUGAGUCAGUUUAUGAACUCCGUGUUGCUGGCAGCAGGUCUGUUCACCAUAGAAUAUCCCACCCACAUGAAGGAAGACACAGAAGCUAGUUGGAUCAAGUUAAAAUCCGUGUCUCAUCCUGAACGGGCCCGUAAGACAAGUUUACACCAAGUAGAAAACGUUGUGCGAUCCCAGCCAGCCAAACCAGAUUCCUCAGUUGAGGACACAUUGAAGGAAGAGCCUGUACACAUGCCCUUGAUCCCUGUUCAAAAGAAGAGCAAGAAACUCCAAGCCAAAGUCAUAUCAAGAGUGAAGUUGAGAGAGGUACGAAGCCCCACCAGGUGGGCAGCCUCACCCUAUGACUGCCCACUGGUGCUUCGGAGGCUCAUUCGCAAGGAAGACAUCCGGGCCGGCUGCAAGUGUAUUGUGAAGGCACCUCUGGUGUCCGACUUGGAGCUAGAGCGCUUCCUGUCUGCACCCCGAGACCCCAACCAAGUGCUGGUAUUCGGGAUAAUGUCGAGUCAGAAUCCCAGUGGUACUGCACAGCUACAGUGGCUACUGGACACACUGUAUAGCCAUCGACAGCAGGGCCGUUCCUCACCUUGCAUCCAGUGCCAGCAUGAUCCUUACCGCCUACUGCGGUAUGACCUGGACGGGCCCCUGCAGAAGGAUCCACCCCUAAUGGUGAAGAAGUUUGCUGUGGUACACGGGAUGAUUUUGAUGUUUGCUGGUGGGAAGCUCCUUUUUGGGGGCUGUGUCCUAAAUGGCUAUGGCUUCAGCAAGCAGAAUCUGCUGAAACAGAUCUUCCGGGCUCGACAGGAUUGCAAGAUGGGCUACUUCCUGCCAGACAACUACAAAUUCAACAUGUCGACCUAUAUCGAAAGUCUGGAAGAGCCUGAUCCAGCAAAAAGAGCCCAAUCUGAAGAUUUCGAAGAAAGCAUCUCUUCAUUGGCGCUUGGCGACAAAAUGGAACAAAUACCUUCAACCCCACCCGACAAGUUGAAACAGCCUGAAGUGGAACUGCAGCCUUUCCCCAAGGACAGGAGGAGCAGUAAGAAGAUAGGUUUGGGGAAGAAGUCAGGUUCUAAGAAAUGA